This is a messenger RNA of Lactuca saligna, 667 nucleotides long. The record is from the annotation of a GenBank genome assembly. Lineage: Eukaryota; Viridiplantae; Streptophyta; Magnoliopsida; Asterales; Asteraceae.
AUGGGCCCAUGCUUCUUUGUCAACUACUCAACUAUAGAACCUACACCACAUGAAAAACCCCACAACGAAACCACCAUUAUCACACACACACACCACCACCUUUUAACCACCAAACUGAGCUUCAUCACAAGCCCUAUGGGUGAGGAACUUAUUGAAGGAUUGAUGGGGAUAUCAAAUGGAAUCUUAAGUUUUCAAAUGUUUGAUCGACGAUUCAGAGUCGAUAUCUUAGGAUUUAAUAAGGGGAACCAUUUUUCUAGGUUCCAAUGCUUACCUCGUGGGCAAAUAUUGAGGUUCUGGUUUUGGGGUUUCUUCAUUUGUUGUGUAUUAGGGAAGACGAUGAGCAGAAAAAAUAGAGACCAAGGUGCUGAAGGUUUGGUUUAGAAUGUCAUGUAAUCAGAUAAUGUCACGUCAAUGUUGACUUGUGUUGAAAAUGUAUAUGUAGCCACAUGUACCGAUUGUUAGAGGUGAAACGGACUAAAAAAAGCUCUAAACAACCUUAUGCCGCAAUAAAGCAAAAAAAAUGUUUAGGAGCCAUUUAAACCAAAGGUUAAAAGUUCGAUGCACUAUAAUGUAAUUUCCCUGUUAAAAAAUAGCUUUAUCUAGUCCUUAUUUGGUGUUCGGAGAAAGUCUGGUUCAAUCUAUUCGGCCCAUGUUAGUUUUGUUUCAC